Messenger RNA from Fusarium coffeatum, 2091 nucleotides. RefSeq lists its product as uncharacterized. NCBI's taxonomy places the organism in Eukaryota, Fungi, Ascomycota, Sordariomycetes, Hypocreales, Nectriaceae. Gene Ontology annotation, molecular function: acetoacetate-CoA ligase activity. The transcript is spliced from 3 exons. Bases 1 to 2091 code for a protein of 696 amino acids. The record is from RefSeq and is a predicted model, not a curated record. Gene Ontology annotation, cellular component: cytosol. Gene Ontology annotation, biological process: lipid metabolic process.
AUGUCGAUCGAUAAACUUGAGCCUUCUGCGGCAGCACCUCUCUCUGAGGACAAUGUCCUUUGGAGGCAUCCAGAUCCCAAGUCCACUCAUAUGUGGAAGUUUCUCGAGCAUGUCAACAAGAAGCAUGGUCUAAAUCUUGACGGUUACCCUGCGCUUUACAAGUGGUCUAUCGACGAUGUUGCUUCAUUUUGGGAGGAAGUUUGGCAAUUCACUGGUGUCACAGCGUCAAAGCAUUUUGAUGAGGUCCUUCCUCAAAAUGCUUCUAUGUAUCCUCGGCCUGACUUCUUCUCUGGUUCGCUCCUCAACUUUGCCGAGAAUCUACUCUUUCCCGCAACUUCUCCACAUCCCGAGCCUUCGGCUCCGGCUGUAAUAACCGUCACCGAGUUGCCCAACUCCACAGUGACUACUUCGUGGGCCGAGCUACGUGAGGCCGUUCGCCGAUGCUCUAAUGCCUUGCGCGCAGCCGGCCUCAAGCCCAAUGAUGUUGUAGCAGGUUUUGUGUCAAAUCAUGUUGAGGCACUUGUUGUCAUGCUUGGUGCUGCUGCAAUUGGUGCUAUCUGGACCGGUAUCAGCCCUGAUAAUGGUGUCUCAGCUGUGCUGGACCGUCUGAACCAGAUUGCACCCAAGGUGCUGUUUGCCGAUAACGGCACUGUCUACAAUGGAAAGGAGUGGUCAAGUGUGUCAAAAACAACAGAGAUUGUGGCCGAGCUCAAGAAUAAGGGGCUUGAAAGGGUCGUUGUGAUCAACAACAUCAGUUCUGGAGGUCUCGGUCUUGAAGAGCUUGAGAAACAUGGUGUGAUAGCUGUCGAUUACACCAAAAUGCUCGAAUCUGCUCCAGAUGGGUCUUUGGAGUUUGAGCAACUUCCUCCAGCUCAUCCCCUCUACGUCCUUUACUCCAGUGGAACUACUGGUCUUCCCAAGGCCAUUGUCCAUACCGCACUGGGCACGCUGCUUCAGCACAAGAAGGAGCAUCUUCUUCACUGUUCACUUGACUCGACAUCUCGAAUGCUCUACUACACGACUACUUCAUGGAUGAUGUGGCACUGGAGCAUAACGGCUCUCGCUGUGGGAAGCACUGUUGUAGUGUACUCCGGUUCUCCUUUCCGACCUAAUGGCCACCUCUCGCUUCCACGUCUCCUUGCUGACCUUGAGGUCACUCACUUUGGUACUUCGGCCGCUUACUUGACUGCUUUGGAAGCCAAUAGAGUCUACCCUGUCCGUGAUAGUUCAAUCGAUCUCUCCAAGUUGCAAGCUAUCUACUCAACAGCCUCCCCUCUACCUCCAUCAACAUUCAAGUUCGUUUACGAAGCUUUCCCUAAACACAUCAACCUUGGCUCUAUCACCGGCGGUACAGAUAUCAUCUCGCUGUUUGGUGCCCCUUGUCCUCUCUUGCCUGUGCGCGUUGGUGAGAUCCAAUGUGCUGGUCUCGGUAUGGCCAUCCGUGCUGUUGACUCAAUCACAGGAGAACCAAUCAAGGCCGAUGAGCCUGGUGACCUUGUUUGUGUCAAGCCAUUCUUGUGUCAACCACUCACAUUCUUCGGUCCUAAUGGAGAGGCGAAGUACCAGUCAGCUUAUUUUGAGCGUUUCGAAAACAUCUGCGGCGUCAAGGGUGCCGUGUGGCAUCACGGUGACUUCGUCAAGAUUCCCGACCCCUCAACUGGCAGUCUUGUUAUGCUUGGUCGAUCAGAUGGUGUAUUAAAACCAUCUGGUGUGCGUUUCGGAUCAGCCGAGAUCUACAACAUCCUCACGCGUUUCUUUGCGUCGGAGGUUGAAGAUGCUGUUUGUGUCGGGCGUCGACGAGAGACAGAUUCAGAUGAGACUGUAUGUCUAUUCGUCGUGAUGGUGCCCGGAAAGGAAUUCAACGAUGAUCUCCGUCUACGAAUCAAGUCAAAGAUCAAGGCCGAGUUGAGUCCUCGACAUGUUCCCGGUGUGGUCGAGGAGUGCGGAGCAGGUGUGCCCAAGACAAGUAACGGAAAGAAGAUCGAAGUUGCUGUAAAACAGAUCCUUUCUGGCAUGGAUGUCAAGACCAAUGCCAGUGUUGCUAACCCUGAAGCACUGGAUUGGUUCAAGAGUUGGGCAGAGACUCACUAA